AUGUCAAUUCGCAGGCGAUCCACAUACCCACGUCGUGCUAGAGAUGAAACGCUGCGAUUGACUCAGAAUGGCACGUUCCAAAUAUCGGUUUUUAGCGACUUGCAUUUUGCUGAAGAUGACGAGGCGGACAACAAGACCAGGGGGGUAAUGAACAGCGUUCUUUCUUCUGAGGAAGUGCAACUCGUGGUACUCAAUGGAGAUUUAAUCUCUGGCGAAGCAACAACACAAGGCUCCAACUCUAGUGUCUACGUUGAUCGAAUUGUUGCACCACUAGUCGACCGUAAUUUACCAUGGGCAUCGACUUACGGGAAUCACGACAGCGAGAUUAAUUUGGACCCCGAAGAGAUCUUUCAUGAAGAGACAAAAUAUGAAAAUAGCUUAACCCAGCGAAGGGUUUCGGGCUCCACUGCCGGAAUCACGAACUAUUACCUGCCAAUAUUUCCACACGAGUCUUCGAAUGACAGCGCCCCGGUAUUUAUUUUAUGGUUCUUUGAUAGUCAAGGUGGUCAUUAUGCCUUGGCAGAGGAUGAAGAUCGCAAGUCAGUUGCAAGACAGAGUUGGGUAGAUGACAAGGUUGUCGAAUGGUUCGUAGAAGCCAAUGCAAACUUAACGUCUACCUACGGGCAAACAAUACCAUCUUUAGCCUUCGUCCAUAUCCCAGCUCAUCCAAUGCGCGCAUUCCAGCAAUCUGGCGUUAGCCCAUCCCGCGAACCAGGGAUCAACGGAGAACGGGUCCAGGAACAAGGCUAUGACUCCGACACCGGCUACAUAUCUCAAGACAUUCCAUUCAUAAGCGCUCUGCUGAACACCACGGGCUUGGCGGCAACCUUCAGUGGUCAUGAUCACGAUAAUGACUGGUGCUUCAAAUGGAAUAGUAGGCUUCCUGGCCUCAAUGUCACGGGAAAUGGCAUGAACAUGUGCUACGGCCGACAUACGGGAUAUGGAGGGUAUGGUGAAUGGGCGCGUGGUGGAAGGCAGAUUUUGUUGGAUCAGCAGUCGCUUGGGGAUGAUGUGCGGACUUGGAUUCGGAUGGAAGAUGGGUCAAUUUCUGGUAAUGUUCAUCUCAAUGCGACGUACGGCCAGGAUCAAUAUGGGCUUGUGCAUAGGAGCAUCGGUGUGCAAAAUGGUGGCUUUUCUCUUUCUCCUCCAUUUUUUGGUGUUAUUUAUUUGUGGAUAUGUGUCUUUUCGGGACUUAUAUCUGGGUUUCAUUUGGGGUAG
Molecule: messenger RNA, 1218 nt
Organism: Penicillium crustosum
Lineage: Eukaryota; Fungi; Ascomycota; Eurotiomycetes; Eurotiales; Aspergillaceae
Product: metallophosphoesterase family protein
Exons: 4
Coding region: 1-1218 (405 amino acids)
Cellular component (GO): cytoplasm
Molecular function (GO): hydrolase activity, acting on ester bonds
Source: RefSeq, a predicted model, not a curated record